This is a messenger RNA of Alosa alosa (allis shad), 2207 nucleotides long. Its product is annotated as alpha-endosulfine-like. Gene Ontology annotation, molecular function: protein phosphatase inhibitor activity. Gene Ontology annotation, cellular component: cytoplasm. NCBI's taxonomy places the organism in Eukaryota, Metazoa, Chordata, Actinopteri, Clupeiformes, Clupeidae. Bases 597 to 950 code for a protein of 117 amino acids. The record is from RefSeq and is a predicted model, not a curated record. The transcript is spliced from 3 exons.
GCUAUAAUAAGGUAUAGGCCUUUGGUCAAGAAGUGUCUGCUAAAUGUAAUGUAAUGUAAUACAUAAAUUAAUAAGCAUCAUUGACACAGACUCUGAAAAACGGACUUUGACAUAGGUCUUACAAUAGUAGAGAUUGCUGAAGUAGGCUAAUGUAGGCCUAAGUAAAAAAAACACUCAUGGCCUAACUUCUGUAGGCCUACAGUGUAUGAUUCCUUGAUGAUUUAGGCCUACACCUGUCAGAUGAUGAGACAUGUCGAUUUCUAAAUGCAAUGUUUGGGCUUUUUUUUUAUCUAGGCAACACAAUAGAAAAGAGUAGCCUACAUAAUAGUGUGUUUUCCUUAAAUGCCAAAGACAUGUUAAUAAAAUUGUACUCUCUUCCUGGCGGUUACUUUUCCUCAUUGGUGAACCUCAUUGGUGAAUGUAUUUGUCAUUCAUCCUUCCAACGCCUCCUUGCGUGACGUCAGAUGUGUCAAUCGCCAUUUUGGAAUAAGAAUAGGAAUAUUGUACAGGAGUGCCGUGGGCUGAGGGCAGAGUAUAUAUAAAAGCUCCCUUUUUCAGGCGACGAAAAGGCGCUUUACCGUUUCCCAAGUAGAAACAUGUCGUCAGAGAAUCAAGAGUCCGAGGCGCCAUUGGAGUUCGGAGAGGAGAAACAGCAGGACUCCCAGGAGAAGGACGCCAACCCAGUGAAAUCAGAGGAGGCCAAGCUCAAGGCCAAGUACCCCAACCUGGGGCAAAAGCCAGGAGGGUCAGACUUCCUGAUGAAGAGACUACAGAAAGGGCAAAAGUACUUUGACUCAGGCGACUACAACAUGGCCAAGGCCAAGAUGAAGAGCAAGCAGUUGCCGGUGGCCGGUCAGGAGAAAGGGCUGGUGACCGGGGACCACAUCCCCACGCCGCAGGACCUGCCUCAGAGGAAAUCCUCUCUAGUCACCAGCAAGCUGGCUGGAUAAGAGCAGAGUCACCCACCUGCCACCCCCCCAAACCCCUAUCCCUGUACCCCCACCACUCCAAUUGAGUACGCCCCCCCCAAUACUAACCCCAAUGCCUCCCUUCCUCCUUCCACGCCCAAACCCCACCUCCCCACCGGGUUCCUUAUGAGUGUCUUGAAGCAGGGUGCAGGUCCCACACACUCAGCCCAUUACGGAAGAUGAUGGAUAGAUCGACCCCCCCCCCCUCAGUGUCUCCUUCCUCAGAUAGUAACGUUAACUCUUCUCUCAUCACUGCUGAUUGUGUCUUCUUGCCAUUUUCGUCCCUUUAGUUAAACCCUCCCUAUGACCAUACUGCCUCCACCACCACCACCAAACUCAACCCUUCCCUGGUCCGCCACAUACCUUAUAGCAUCAGAUUGUCUUUUAAAGCUGUAGUGAGAUAUAGAGGUGCACAGGUACUCCUUAUCAAAGGCCAAUGCGUUCUUUAUUCAAAUAAACUUAGGUAGAAUUCAAAAUCCAGGAAACACUUUAAAAGUAUUUUAAAGAUAAGACUUGUACCGUACAGUAAUACUUUAUCCAGAAUAGAAGAGGCAGUGACGCAAAAGUUAUGUGUUUUUGUUUCAGAAAAGGGAUUUUUUUUUGUUUCUUCCUAAAUGGCUUGAUGUGUCCUCCCAAAUCUUUUUUUUGCACACAGUUGGCCAUUUUGGCCAGGCCUAUACAGUUAUCGCUUAGAAGAUUCCUGUUUUGGCUUAAACAAGGGCCUUAACUUGUUCGUUUAACCACGUUUAUUAUCUUCUUAAUAUGAGCUCACCAACUCUUUUUGAAUACAAACUCAAUCUGACUGGGAUGUGCAUUGCUUCCAGUCAUGUACCUAUGGCCGAGACCAGUGCACCUCUAGUGAUACUUUCACAACCAAAUGUAACCAAUGUUUUCCUGGAUACUGGCUCUGUUGCAACACAUGUUUGUUGUUGGUGUGCCGUGCAAUAUGAGCUAGCAUCCUGUCCCAAGAAUUUAAGGAACCAAAGAGACAGGGACGACUAGACAAUGGAGAAAAACAAGUGUUAGCAGGCCAACUCAAGGACUGACUGUUCCUCAAGGCCUGUCCUUCAAACCAAUCGGGAUCACCCUUAUGCAAUCAGAAUGUGCCCAACUUUGUGUCUAGUUGUUGGGCAUGUUUUGCUGGUGCUUGCCUAUCACGCCAGCCAUGUUCAUAUGUGCCCCAAGUGGUUGCUGUUUUGGCUGUAUGACCCAGAUUUACAUAUGUCAUCUUUACCCACC